AACGUGUUUUGACGGAUAAGUAGUGGUCAUGUCUCGUUGCUUCCCAUUUCCACCUCCAGGAUAUGACAAGAAGAUUACAACCGAGGCAUCAGACUCUCUACUAAAGGAAAAGCACAAGGAGAAGAAGCACAAGAAGGAUAAAGAAAAGAAAGAAGGAAAGGAGAAAAAGGAUAAAGAAAAAAGCAAAGAUAAACGUAAGGAACGGAAGGAGAAAAAAGAGAAACAUAAAGAUAGGAAAGACAAAGAUCCAGAUAAAGAAAAGAGUAGAACUUCGGAGGACAAAAAAACUGCUGUUGCUUUGCCGAACACCGGGGACAGAGAAAAACUUGUAACAAAUACCUUGCAGAAUAAUGGUAACGGAGAGUCUAAGUUUAUACAGGACCUGGCAAGAAGGAUCAGAAAUGAAGAAGCUACAGAAAGUCAAAGUACACGAAAGAUUGAUUUUCCUUGUGGAGUUACAGAGACUAACAAUUCCUGCCCAGUUCCUCAAACCAAUCAUACGAAAGUUGACGAAAAGAGAAACAGUACCCAUAGAAACUCUGCUAUUUCAAAAGGGUUUGAAAGUGCGGUUCUCCGAGUAUCAUCUUGCAUGGAUCGGAAAGGAGCUGAGGUUAAAGUUAAACCAGUGGAGAAAAAUGAUCAGGCAAAGAAAAGGGAACUACAAGAGAAGAAUCACCGCAGGGAAAGUGUGACAAAGAGUGAUAAGCCAUUGGAUAAUGAAGGGAUAAAGAAAAGUGAACCAAAAAACAUAACAAAUGGAAGUGGUAAAGAGAAGAACGAGGAGAAAACUGAGGUGAUAAAGAAAAAUGUUCUGGAGAAACUAAAGUUUGUAGAGGGAGGACCCAGAUUAAAAGAGAGAGAACAAGACGUUGUGGGUACUAGGGAUUUUAGAGAGCAGGAGUUUUCAAGGGCGGGCGUCAAGAACCUUACUGCUGAGGGAAUUCUUGGCAAACGAAAGGAUCUUGAGACAAAUGGAUUCUUGUAUGAGAAUGGAUCUAGGAAAAACAAGAUACAUAAGCCAGUUGUUUCUCCUAUAUCAUCCGUGGAAAACGGAAGAAAGUUUGGAGCAUGCCAAACACAUCCAAAGCUUGCUUCUGAGUUGCACGAAUCAGUGUCUAAUCCAGAGGUUAAAGAGCACAAGAUUAAUGGAUUCAUUUAUUCUCAAGAACCCAAAAGCCAUCCACCGGUUUCUGCAGUGAAAGUUAAAAAAACCGAUGAAGCAUCUGCAAAGAAGCGGCCUCAUUCAGACUUAAAGUAUUUGGAUCAGAUUUUGAAUGUACCAAAAAGGGAGGAAUUGCAUGAGGUUGAUGAUGUUGAACAAGAAUGGCUAUUUGGUCAGUCAGGUAAAUUAUUAAAAAAGCAAAGAGCAGAUUCUGAUACUUCACUGGUAGAGAAUCCGCAAGUUUGGAACCAGGCUCUUAGAAUAGAAUCUGCUGAUAUUGUAGCUCUUCCCUACGUUGUUCCAUUCUAGAUUUGACUAGUGGUGUUCAUUGAUUUCAACACGAGAAAGGUCCACCCUCAGAUCACAUUGUUGUGACUCUUUGCUCGGUUAAGCAUCCCAAUGAUGGUUGAUGCACAAUUGGAAUGGGACAUGUUGCGGUAUGACUGGUUUGACUUCAUGAGAUGAGAAAGGCUUCCCUAGUAGAACAAUUCAAGUUAGUAAGGGCUGUGUAGGUUUUAGAGUAAAAUCUUUUCGAGAGU
Messenger RNA from Arabidopsis arenosa, 1701 nucleotides. The record is from the annotation of a GenBank genome assembly. Lineage: Eukaryota; Viridiplantae; Streptophyta; Magnoliopsida; Brassicales; Brassicaceae.